CAACGCGCUGCAGACGCGUCAUGAGGAGGAGGAAGAGGAGUACGACCAGGAGGACUACGCCAGGGAGCAGGAGCUCCACAAACUCCUGACGGACCUCCCAGAUGACAUGCUAGAGGACAGCCGUGACUCCUCCCCCGAGCUCAACGACUCGCCCUGCAGUAGCCAUGGCAACGGCAACAGACUUCAGCACGCCUGGAACGGACAAACUGAAUGGACCAAUCAGGGGCCCCCAACUGUCACUGAGGAAAACUACCAGGAGAACUAUGAGGACGAGGGCUCGUACCAUCAGGGCUACAGCUAUGAGGACGGCGGCGAUCAGGGGUUCCCCUACUCCAGCGCGGGGCCCGAGGAGUCCUCCUGCACCAACGACUUCUCCAUCGACAGGGGAUACGAGCAGGAACCGUACUCCCCCGCCAAGCACCCCAGCGACCAGCAGAACUACAACCAGUACAGGAACCACUUUCAGAAGAUGGACAGUGGUGGGACAGCAGAGCAGAUGCCCGAUCACCAUAAGGCCACUUACCACCCCCGCCAGCCCGCCCAGAUGUUCAACCCAGAGGGGCAGCCGAACGGGCAUCUCCCAAAUGGGCAUCUCCCAAACGGGCACCCCCAAAACGGGCACCUCCAGAACGGGCACCCCCAGAACGGGCACCCCCAAAACGGGCACCUCCAGAACGGGCAUCUAGAGCAGCUGCAGCGGGACUUUCUGGACUCCAGACAGAGCUCGCUGGAGGGCCAGAAGGUGGCGCAGCUGCAGGUGCUGCAUCAGGCCCAGAGCAGGCGUGUGGAGGAGCUGGAGCACAAGAUGGAGGACGCCAAGCGCAGCAUCCGCCUCCUGGAGCACCAGCUCGCCAUCGUCAAGGAUGAGAAGGAGGGUCUGGCCGUGUCUCUGCAGGAGUCGUCUGGCCUGCUGGAGGAGACUCAGAGCAGAGAGGCUCAACUGAAGGCCACCGUCUCCGCCCUGGAGCGACAGAUACACACACUCACCGAGAGAGAGCAGGAGAGCCAGAAGAAGCUGUGUGUGGCGGAGGCGGCGGCGGGCAGCCUGCAGCAGCAGAUGAUGGACAUGUGUCGGUCCGACACACUGACGCGCGUCCGGGAGCAGCACGAGCGCGACACACACACACUCCGGGAGCAGCACGAGGCCAGGGCGCUCAGCCUGCAGCAGAUGCUCGACUCACACACACACGCCCUGCAGGAACAGACGGAGCUGGGCCAGCGGCUGCGUGAGCAGGUGCGUGAGCUGGAGCGGCAGCGCGGGGAGGAGCAGGUGGAGCGAGCCUCCGUCAUCAACGCCCUCACACAGCGCCUGGAGGACAGCCAGAAGCAGUGCGCCAAGCUGCUGCACACAGGCUCGGUGCAGGAGAUGACUCAGAUGCAGAUGAGACUGCAGCAGGCCCAGUCUGCCAAGAGCAUGAGUGAGGAGAUGAACAAAGCACUGCAGGAGGAGCUGAGUGAGCUGAAGGAUCAGGUGCGGCAGUAUGAGUCUGCGGUGCGCUUGGGGGUCGUGACCCUGGACAGCGCGGGCGACUGGGACAACCAGCUCAGUGACUCCUACUCAGAGCUGGGUAUCAAGAGGGUGCACUGGAAACACACACACAUGCACAGUACCCCGGCGGCGGGCGAGGGUGUGGAGGCGGGUGAGGUGGUGCGGGAGCUGCGUGCGGAGCUGCAACGCUGUCUGGCCUCCCUGAAGGACAAGCGCCAACGCAUCGCCCAGCUGCAGCAGCACAGCGCACACACACACACACACACACACGCCAGCACACACUCCAGCGCCAGCACCUCACCGAAGGGUGGCGGAAGCCUCCAGAAGCCUGUGGAACCAGCAGCAGCAGCAGCAGCGUCCUCCUCAGAUCUGACUCUGCUGCAGGAGGAGCGACAGCAGCUGCAGGACCGAGUAGAGGUCCUGGAGAGGCGUAAUGCGGAGCUGAAGCAGAGUGAGGAGAAGGUGAAAGCGGCCAACUCUGAGCUGUGCUCCAAGAUGAGGGAGAUGAUCCAGGAGCUGGACCAGGAGAAGCAGGAGGCCGAGGAGCGGUAUGAGCGGACGCAGCAGCAGUUCCGUGACGACGUGGUGAAGCGUGUGAGUGCGGAUCUGACUCAGGAGCACCAGGCUCAGGUGGAGGAGCUGCGGACCCAACACCAGCAGCAGACACAGGCCCUGGAGUGUAAGUUGCGUGAGCUGCAAGGGGAGAUGGCUGCAGUGCAGGAGUGCUACAUCUCCAUCUGUAAGGAGAAAGACCGACUGGAGGAGGAGGAGAGUAAGAGGCAGCAGGCGAGUGAGCGAGCGGUGGAGCAGCUGCGUGCAGAGCUGCAGAGUGAGCACCAGGGGGAGCUGUCGCGCCUCAGGAGCCAGUGGGAGGCGGAGCAGCGGGAGCAUCUCCAGAGCAGCCUGGCCUCGGCCCAGCAGAGCUGGCAGCAGCAGCAGCAGGAGGUGGAGCGGGCGCUGGAGGAGGAGCGGAGGCUGCAGGGGACGGUGGCGGUGACGCAGGAGGGAGGCUGCCAGACGGAGGCGUGCGGAGUGGCGCCCCCUACGGCCCCUCGGGAGGAGGUGCAGGCGCAGCUGCAGGAGCAGCGGGAGCGGCUGCAGAAGGAGGCGCAGCAGCAGCGGGUGGUUGCCGUGGAGGAGGCCGUGAGGAGGACUCAGCAGGAGCUGCAGCAGAAGCACCUCAAGGAGGUGGCCAAACACGUGGAGGGGGCCGUGUCCAGGGCUCAUAGCCGCUGGCUGGAAGAGCUGCCCACACACCCGGAGUACAAGGCCAGUGUGCAGGAGGAGAGGAGCCAGUGGGAACAGCACACACACACACAGAUCUCCGCGGCUGUCGAGGCUGCAAAGGACCAAUGGGAGGAGGCGGCCCAGGCAGACAGGGCGGAGCUUGAGCGGAGCAGAGAGCGGAUUGGACGGCUGCAGGAGGAGGUGCGCUCCCUGCAGGAGGAGGUGCGCUCCCUGGGCGACCAGCAGGAGGCGCUGCUGGGGGCAGAACUGGCCGCGGCCCGCGCCUCCUGGACCCGCCAGCAGCAGCAGGAGGAGACGGGCCGCCUGCAGAACCAGCACCAGGCCCAGCAGGAGCGGGAGCGGCAGCGGAGCAGAGAGGAGGCGCAGCAGGAGGUGCAGGAGGAGCUGCAGCGGGCCAGAGAGGAGGCGCAGCAGGAGGUGCAGGAGGAGCUGCAGCGGGCCAGAGAGGAGGCGCAGCAGGAGGUGAAGGAGGGCCUGCAGGAGGCGCUGCAGCUGCUGAGGAGAGAGGGGGAGCGGGCGGAGGAGAGGAGCGACGGCAGGAGAGGGGGCCUCAGGGAGCUCUGCAGGGAGGCGCUCGCUAGAGCUGUGGCCAUCGCCCGCCAGGACUGGAGCAAGAGGAGUGAGGAGAAGUUGCGGCACGUGCUGACGGAGAUGCAGGAGCGACACCAGAAGGAGAUCCUCCAGCUGCAGAACUCGUCGGAGGAGGGCUCGGAGGUUCCGUGUGUGAGUAAGCGUUGCUCGGAGACGGCCUCCCGACUGCAGAGGAAGACCCAGGAGCUGCAGAGGCAGCUGGAGAGGGCCUGCAAACAACUACAGCAGAUUACCAGAGAGCACCGCACCGCUCUGCACACACUCACAGAGGAGCACGAGGAGGUCUUGCGACAGGAGAGGGAAGCCCGUGCCAAAGCUGUGGAAGAGGCCAAAAGAUCUGCUCGGGAGGAAGGUCAUGGCGGUCAGAAGAGCCUGCAGGAUGCGCUGGAGGAGAUGAAGGAGCAGUACACCGCCGCAGUGGAGAAGAUCAGAGGGGACAUGCUGCAGUACCUGCAGGACAGUAAGGAGCGUGCGGCUGAGCUGAUCCGUGGGGAGGUGCAGAAGGAGCGUCAGGAGACGGCACGCCGCAUGAGACGAUAUUACCUCACCUGCCUGCAGGAGCUGCUGCACGACGGGGGCCACGCCAACGGUGCUGCUGAGAAGAAAAUCAUUAACGCCGCCAGCAAGCUAGCCGCCAUGGCCAAGGUCUUGGAGACGCCCGUGAACAAGAGGAAACUCGGCAAGAGCCAAACAGCCCAAGAGGAGCCCAACCUGAUCAGUCAUCCUGGCCAGACUCCCAGAAUUCCCUCUGCUGUGGGAGAGCCUGUAGGAGGGAGGCCUCAGGCGCUGGCCUGUGUUAGAGAGGCUCCGGAGAGCAGCGGCCAAUCAAACGGCUGCGUCUCGGCUGCAGAGAGCAGCGGCCAAUCAAAGGGCUGCGUCUCGGCCGCAGAGAGCAGGGGCCAAUCAAAGGGCUGCGUCUCGGCCGCAGAGAGCAGGGGGGACCCCAGAGAGCUGCCCCGUGGCCUGAGGGACCCCACGCCUCCACAGCUGAAGCCCUCGCCCCCCCAGAACCCCCCCUCCUCCGCCGCGGCCCCCUCCCCCUCCUCCUCCUCCUCCUCCUCCUCGGUGCGCGGUGGGCAUCGGAGGGCAGACGCCAGCCUGGCACACGUCACCCUGAGGGGCCAGCGCCCCGAGCGCCAGAGACACAAGGAGUUGCCACGGCAACAGCAGCAGCAGCAGCAGCAGCAUCAGCAUCCACGCCGCUCCGACUCAGAUCCUGGGAGGACCACUCACCUGCAGCCCCACACUCACCUGCAGCCCCACUCACACCUGCAGCCCCACUCACACCUGCAGCCCCACUCACACCUGCAGGCCUCCUCAGGUGCGUCUCACCUGCAGCAGGAGUCGCUCUUGGCCCAGGAGCCUCCGGUCAGGGACGGGGGCCAGACCGACUGGAGCAUCGGCAGCACUGGCUCCUACGUGCCAAGGAAUACACACACACACACUCUCAGCAGCAGCGCUGGCUCCUACUUGCCCCCGAACACACACACACACACUCUCAGCAGCAGCACUGGCUCCUACCAGCCCGCACACACACACACACACACUCUCAGCAGCAGCGCUGGCUCCUACCAGCCCGCACACACACACACACACACUCUCAGCAGCAGCGCUGGCUCUUACUUGCCCCCAAACACACACACACACACUCCUGUAGCGGACCUGUUUGGGCCGCUGUCUGCGCUGGGGGCGGAGUUUGACGCAUGCGGCAGCUUCCUGGGAGACGCCACGGACUCCACCAUCUACCGGCAGAUCGUCAAGGCAACGGCGGGGCCCCCGGGGGGGGCGGCAAGACUGGCCCCCAAGAGCCUCUUCUCCGAGCUGAAGGAGCCGCCACAGGACAGCGGGUUCAGCAGCCCCCCCUCCCAGCUGAGGAAGAGACCUGCCUGAGGACACACACACACACACACACACACACACACACACACACACACACACACACACACACACACACAGCGCCCCCUCCCAGCUGAGGAAGAGACCUGCCUGAGGACACACACACACACACACACAUACACACACACACACAGCCCCCCCUCCCAGCUGAGGAAGAGACCUGCCUGAGGACACACACACACACACACACACACACACACACACACACACACACACACACAGCGUCCCCUCCCAGCUGAGGAAGAGACCUGCCUGAGGACACACAGUCUCCGCUUUGGACCUCUCAUUCGGUCUCUCUGACACACACACACACACACAUAUUCAGGCUCUGCUUCAGGCUGUGUUGGCAGACCAAAGUGGAGAUCUGUUGUUAUAUUUGUGUACUCUCUCCAGAGGGGGGGAUGAGGAAUGAGAAGUUUGUUUUAGAAUGGAGAACCAUAAACUGUUGCCCUGGCCAUCCAGAGUGCAAGGGUUGCUUUUAUUGUAUUUAUGACAGUUAUAAAAUAACUUUAUUCUUUUAAGUGUUCUUGCGUUUGUUUUUAUAUCAGUCGCUAUGAUUUAUGUGUUGGAUCCCAGUCCAUUGUCUUGCCUAAUUAAAAGGGUUU
Molecule: messenger RNA, 5829 nt
Organism: Sardina pilchardus (European sardine)
Lineage: Eukaryota; Metazoa; Chordata; Actinopteri; Clupeiformes; Clupeidae
Gene: cep152
Product: centrosomal protein 152
Exons: 27
Coding region: 107-5218 (1703 amino acids)
Biological process (GO): regulation of DNA-templated transcription; centriole replication
Cellular component (GO): centrosome
Molecular function (GO): DNA-binding transcription factor activity
Source: RefSeq, a predicted model, not a curated record